AAGAAAUAAAAAAAGGAAGUCUGCAUUUAUUUUCUUUUUCUUUAUUUUUUGUUUUUAUUGUAACUUUAUUGGUUAAUAUAAUUCUCGAUAGGGGAAAGGAAGAAUAGGUUAUAUUGAGUUUAUUUUAUCAAGGACUAUGAUUACAAGAUAUAUGAAAGUACACAUUAUAAAUGAUUUUUUUUUGUAGCCUAUUAUUACCACUUAAACUAAAGAUUUGUAUAAAGCAUGUAUGACAAAAUAGAUUGUUUAACCUCGUGCUAAGGAUUUCUUUUUCAUCCACUGGCUUCUCCCUUUUUUAUAUUUAUCCCUUUUUUUUUAUUUCUCUCUUUUUCUCUUUCUUUUAUAAUACAAAUAUGGCUGGUAAAGGCGUUGUACGUAGUAUAAAAAAUAUAGCUAAAGGCUUUAGUGAAAUUCAAAUCAAAGUACGUGAAGCAACUUCAAAUGACCCUUGGGGACCUAGUGGAACGUUAAUGAAUGAGAUAGCACAAUAUACUUAUAACGAAGGAGAUUUUAUUGAAAUUAUGGAUAUGAUUGAUAAACGAUUAAAUGAUAAAGGUAAAAAUUGGAGACAUGUGUUUAAGGCUUUACUUUUAUUGGAUUAUUGUUUACACGUGGGAUCCGAGAAUGUUGUUUUGUACGCCAAAGAGAACAUUUAUAUUGUAAAGACAUUAAGAGAAUUCCAACAUGUAGAUGAACAUAAAAAGGAUGUUGGUGCAAAUGUACGUCAAAAGGCAAAAGAUAUCACAAAUUUAUUACAGGAUGAUAAUAGAUUAAAGGAAGAGAGAAGACAAAGAAAAGGAAUGAGAGAUAGAAUGGCUAAUGUAGGCAACUAUUAUUUACAUGAAACAGCUCAGUAUUCUGUUAAUGAACAAAAUAAAGAAGAUGAAGAUUUAAAAAGAGCUUUAGAAGAGAGCAAGUUAACUGCUGCAGCUGAAGAAGAAAAGAAACGACAUCGUCAAGAGCAAGAAGAUUUAGCAAAAGCGAUUCAGUUAAGUGAAGAAGAGGCUUUAAAAGAGAAAAAGAAGGAGAAUACGAAUCAUCAUAAUCCUUACCAACAAUCAGAUUUACAGCUUGAUUGGACGACGACGACAACAACAACGAUUCAUCAACAGCCAAAUAAUCCUUAUCAGCCCUACUUCUCACAACCACCACAAUUAACAGGUUUUAUUAAGCCAGAGCCUCAUCUCUUAACCAAUCAACAGCUCUCUCAUCCUUUAUUUACUACUCCAACACAAGAUCAACCUUUAUCAUAUACGAAUAAUAAUUUCUUUACACAACAAGAACCUUCUAGUCAGUCUAUGCAAUUCUUUACUUAUCAGCAGCAAUCGCCUUCUUUCUUCCACCCAAAUCCAUUUUCUACUACUAAUAAUACUAAUACUACUAUUACUACUUUGAGUGCAACCAUGACAGAGCCACAAAGGACAUAUGACUAUAGUGGACUCGUUUUUGGUAAUAAUGAUAGUUCAACCAUUCAACAAUCACAAUCACCCUUUUUCACGAAUAAUCACUUGCCUAGUUUCUUUAGUACAUCUUCUACAGCAAGGAGUCCUGUUAUUUCUUCUUCACCCAUCAUAGCACAUACUAAUCCCAAACAGCCAUCCAUGAACGAUUUAAAAUAUGCUAAAAUAAAUGCUUUACUAACACCCAACAGAGAUGAUGGAAUAGACACAUUUGGUAACCAAGGAAGUCUGCGUAUUCCAUAUGGUUCUGGUUUCGCCAAUAGUAUUUCACUUUUGAAUGAUCAAAUAACUAAUAAAACUAAAAAUCCAUUUGGUCAUCAAUAACAAACAAACAAAAAAAAACAAAACAAGGGUCGUUUUUCUUUGUACAUAAUAAAGGCUGUUACACCAAAUCAAAUUUUCAUAAUUAUUAUUAUUUAAAGAUAAGAGGAGGGGUAGGUGGGAGGGAAGGAGUAGGGAAACAAAAAAAAAU
Cokeromyces recurvatus is the source of this 1932-nucleotide messenger RNA. RefSeq lists its product as uncharacterized. Gene Ontology annotation, cellular component: endosome; plasma membrane; clathrin vesicle coat. Gene Ontology annotation, molecular function: clathrin binding; phospholipid binding. Lineage: Eukaryota; Fungi; Mucoromycota; Mucoromycetes; Mucorales; Mucoraceae. The record is from RefSeq and is a predicted model, not a curated record. The transcript is spliced from 8 exons. Gene Ontology annotation, biological process: endocytosis; actin filament organization. Bases 354 to 1784 code for a protein of 476 amino acids.